AUGGCCGAUUACGCUCAAUUUCCUCCACACUCCGAGGAUGUCCGGGAUAACUUCGCCAAGCUCGGAGUAAACGACAAAAGGGAAAAGGAUGUCAAUUUUCGAACUCUCCAAUCCAGGCGAAAGGUUUCACCCGCCCAUACUAGGGCCACACCAAUGCGCUAUAAGUACUACGUCUUUACGAGGACAGAGAAUUGGAAGGUUGCAGAUAAGGUCGAGAUCAUUGCGCCGCAAGAGGAGUUAGAGCGAAAAGUCGCCAAGGGCAAGAAGAGCCAUUCGGUGCUGGAAGCCAUGAAGAACAUGAGCCCAGACCGUCGAGCUCAGAUUCACCGGCUUCUAACUGAGAAGAAUCUUGCCAACGAGCAUGGUGAUGCUGUGAGUGGCAAUGCGUUCUUAUCAACUCUCCCAACCCAAGGGACAGGACGGUAA
Messenger RNA from Endocarpon pusillum Z07020, 426 nucleotides. RefSeq lists its product as uncharacterized. Lineage: Eukaryota; Fungi; Ascomycota; Eurotiomycetes; Verrucariales; Verrucariaceae. The record is from RefSeq and is a predicted model, not a curated record. The transcript has a single exon. The coding region runs from base 1 to 426 and encodes 141 amino acids.